AUGUCCUCAUACGGGAGAUCCACCUCAGCUGUCAUGCCUUCUAUUUCGAGUUUUAAGAGAAGCGAACUUUCAGAAGAGUCGAAAAAAUCAAUCCAGCGGAUAGUACCAAACGAAUUCGAGCUUGAAUAUGUUAACGAAGAACAUAUCGCUGAAUUCGCAAAAGCUCUUUUCGAGGACCCCAACAAUGAUCCGACUGAACACAUUGCCGCUGUGACGGAUUUUAUGCCAAUAAGGCAAACGAUAAAAGAGAAAAAACCCCUAGGAGAAUUCGAAGGCUAUUCAUACCACAUUGCUAGAUUUCCGAUGAUGCUAAUAAUAUUUCUUAUAAUUGGUUGCGAAUUACUCCUUUACGUUUUAGUACGACAAAUAGUAAACAUCUGGGAAUAUUUUGUACAAUGGAGAGGCGUGAAAAGACUGUUGCGUGAAAAACUUCGUCAAGCCAAUUCAUACAGUCAAUGGGUCUCGGCUGCUAAUAGGCUAGAUUCUUAUUUCGGAUAUAAUGAAUGGAAAGAUCAAAUGCAAUUUGGUUUUUAUGAUUACAACUUGAUAAAGAAGGUUAAACAUGACCUAAAAAGUUUACGAAGUGGGUCGAGUGCAAAUGCACAAAAGCUAAAAAAUGCCUUACACCAUUGUGUAAAAAGUAAUUUUGCCGGCUUCGAAAAUACUAGGUUAUAUUCUCAGACAUAUUACGGGACAAAGAAAAUUGUCGAACAAUAUAUUGAUGAAGUAACCAAAUCACUCGAAUUCUCACGUACAACUGAAUCAUUGUCUGUCAAGGAAAAGCGGAAACUUUUUAAAAACGCGGAUGAGAACUUUGGAAGGACGGCAUUGUGUCUUAGUGGUGGUGCCAGUUUUGGUUAUUUUCAUUUGGGAGUCGUCAAAGCUCUUUUUGAAGCGGAUCUUCUUCCAACAGUUUUUACGGGGACCAGUGCCGGCGGCUUGAUCGCUGCACUGGUAUGCGUGCGAACCGACGAAGAAUUAAAACAAGUUUUGACGCCGGAACUGCACACGCGACUGAAAGCAUGCUCGGACCCGUUUAAUGUUUGGUUUCCAAGAUGGUGGAAUACUGGUGCACGAUUUGAUUCGUGUGACUGGGCUAGGAAAACACAGUGGAUAACAAAAGGGAGUCUGACAUUUAAAGAAGCGUAUGAGAGAACUGGGAGAAUUUUGAACAUCUCGGUGAUACCAUACGAUCCUCAUUCACCACCAAAAGUUUUAAAUUACAUUACAGCACCUGACUGCGUCAUUUGGUCCGCAGUAAUUGCAAGUGCAGCUGUGCCCGGAUUUUUAAAUCCUGUUGUGUUGAUGCAGAAGUUGAAAGAUGGCUCCAUAAUACCUUACAAUUAUGGACACAGAUGGAAAGAUGGAUCUCUUCGAACAGACAUUCCCAUUCAACAACUCAAUAUGCACUUUAAUGUUAAAAACACCAUUGUCUCUCAAGUCAACCCGCAUGUGCAUUUGUUCUUUUACGCACCACGUGGCUCAAUCGGUCGCCCGGUGACACACCGACAAGGUAUGGGUUGGCGGGGUGGAUUCCUAUUCGCCAGCACUGAACAAUAUUUGAAGCUGGAUCUCAGCAAAUGGUUAAAAUGGAUACGUGAUCUCGAACUCUUACCAAGAAUUGCGGACCAAGACUGGAGUUCAAUUUGGUUACAAAAAUUCGAAGGAAACAUUACUAUUUGGCCAAAGACCAACAUCCUAGAUUUUUUCUAUAUCGUAGCGGAUCCCGAUGGCGAGAAACUUGACAGGAAGAUCAGGAUUGGUCAGCGCGUUACUUGGCCAAAACUUCAUAUGAUCGAAAACCGCCUUAAAAUAGAACGUGCAAUUCAGAAGGGAAGAGAAUCCAUAAGAAAAGAACUUCGCCAGCAACGAAAGAACCACGCUGGUGUUAAUGACAUUGAUGAUAAAAUAAGUAACAAACACGACGAUUAUUAUAGUUCAAUUAUGGAUGACACGAGAAUUUACAAUAAGCAUAGCGAAUCAGAAGAAUCCAUCAGUAGCGGAAGUGGAUCAGACAUGGGGAUUGAUAGUGAUGGUGGAAAUGGAAACGGUGUUAUAAAAGAGGAAAAUAAAUUAUCAUUUUCUGAUCGUACGUACACCGGCUCUUCCUCCGAGGAAGAUGAUCUAAAUAUUUAA
This is a messenger RNA of Acaulospora morrowiae, 2136 nucleotides long. Lineage: Eukaryota; Fungi; Glomeromycota; Glomeromycetes; Diversisporales; Acaulosporaceae. The record is from the annotation of a GenBank genome assembly.